AUGACUAUAAAAGUCCCCAAACCCCCCAGCUCAAUCACAACCCACAAGAAAAAGGAGAAGAACAAUCUAAUUCUCACCACCCAAAGCCAAAUCCACAUCAAAAAGGAAAAGACCAAGAAAAUGUCCAAACUAAACCACGCAAAGAUCGUCCUCCGCCGCUCCAGCGAACGCGGCUACGCCGAACACGGCGGCUGGCUAAAGACACACCACACAUUCAGCUUCGCCGGCUACUACGACCACAGAUUCAAUCACUUCGGAUGUCUGCGCGUGCUCAAUGAAGACCGCGUGGCGCCACGCAAUGGCUUCCCGACGCACCCGCACCGCGAUGCCGAAAUCUUCAGCUACAUUCUUAGCGGCGAGCUUACGCACCGCGAUAGCAUGAUUCAAAAGGGCAAGGAAGGUGCUCAGGGGAAGGAGUUUUAUCGGAUGAAGCGGGGGGAUGUUCAGUUUACGACUGGCGGGAGUGGAAUCGCCCACUCCGAACAAAACGAACACCCCAGCAAACCAGUCCACUUCCUCCAAAUCUGGGUCCUACCGUGGAAAUCCUCCCUCAAACCCCAAUACCACACGCAGAGCUUUUCCGACGACGCAAAGCGCCAAUCCUUCGUCCCCAUUAUCUCUCCCCUAGCUGCCGGGCCUGAGGCCACGCCUGCCCAGGAGGAGGCCGCAAUCCCCACCAUCUCGGGGACUAUUCCCAUCCAUGCGGAUUUCGUGAUGGGGGCGGGGAUUCUCGAGCCGGGGAAGACGUUCCGGUGGGCGGUUGGUGGUGGAGAGAGUGUGGUGCAGUCGCGGCGGAAGAGGAAUGUGUAUGUGCAUUUGCCGGCCAGUCGGAAGGGAGGGGCUAGGGUUCGGUUGGAUGGGAGGGAGGAUAAAGUGUUGGAGGAGGGGGAUGGGGCGUUUGUAGAGGGAGUGAAUGUUGGAGAUGUGAUUUCGGUGGAGAGUUUUGGGGAGGGGGAGGCGGAGGUGGUUGUUUUGGAUAUUUUCCUUUCUUUUCCUUUCUUAUUGUUUCUCUGUUACUUGUGUACCGGCCCACUUUCCGAUGGAUCUAUUCUAUAUUGGAGUUCUUCGGCAUACCGAGUUAGAAUGUGGAGCGUUUCGGUUGACUUGCUCGGAGGGUUGUAG
This is a messenger RNA of Aspergillus oryzae RIB40, 1122 nucleotides long. Its product is annotated as pirin family protein. The record is from RefSeq and is a predicted model, not a curated record. The transcript is spliced from 4 exons. The coding region runs from base 1 to 1122 and encodes 373 amino acids. Lineage: Eukaryota; Fungi; Ascomycota; Eurotiomycetes; Eurotiales; Aspergillaceae.